AUGUCGACCCUCUCAGCCUUGCGCAACUGGGAGGCCGAAAACAAUGUCAUCACCAUCGACCCGUUCGAAAAUGCCCUCUAUAAUCUCCCAGACCCCGCCGCCUACAGAACCUUGCAAGACUCCGCUCCAUGGAAGAAAGAUCCCAAUUAUUUCACUCAUGUCCGCAUAUCUGCCCUGGCCCUCCUCAAAAUGACGACCCACGCUCGCUCUGGAGGUAGUCUCGAAAUCAUGGGUCUAAUGAUUGGCUACGUCUCCGGUCGAUCUCUCGUCAUAACAGAUGCUUUUCGGCUUCCGGUCGAGGGGACAGAAACACGAGUCAAUGCGCACGCGGAUGCUGAUGAGUACAUGGUCAACUUUGGCAUCGCAUCUAGAGAAGGUGGAGGUCAGCUGGAAAACGCCGUGGGGUGGUACCAUUCUCAUCCGGGUUAUGGUUGUUGGCUCUCAGGCAUAGAUGUUCAUACUCAAAAGAUACAUCAGAUGGCCAACGACCCCUUUGUUGCAGUGGUGAUUGACCCAGACCGGACCGUCUCCGCCGGCAAAGUCGAAAUUGGGGCCUUCAGGACAUACCCCGAGGGUCACCAGCCGAAGGACAAGCAAUUUACAGAUGACAGCGACGAGUAUCAAGCAAUUCCUCAGGAUAAGAUACAAGACUUUGGUGUCCAUGCCAAUUCUUACUAUCCACUCGAGGUCACUCACUACAAAUCCACCCUCGAUACCCAUCUGCUCGGUCUCUUGUGGAACAAGUACUGGACAUCGACGCUCUCGCAGUCACCCUUGUUCACCAAUCGCGACUUCACAAAUAAGCAGAUCGCCGACCACGCAGUCAAGAUCAAGGCGGCAGCCACCAAACAGAGGACUGGUGCAAGCAUGAGCCGACGAGGCCAAGAGCUGGUUGGACCGGGAGACAAGAAUUUCAAGGUUGUACGGGAUGGUACCCUGGAGCAGAUUGUUCGAGGCGGCAAUAAGAUAGCAACGGAGGAGAUCGCUGGACUGUUGGCAAAUGAAGUCAAGCAAAAACUGUUCUGGGGAGUGGUCCAGGAGGCCAGGCACAAGGCAGCUCACCAGACGGCCCCUACGACUACAGAAGUGUCGACAGCGAGCAACGGCGGUUGA
This is a messenger RNA of Cladophialophora psammophila CBS 110553, 1113 nucleotides long. Its product is annotated as COP9 signalosome complex subunit 5. The record is from RefSeq and is a predicted model, not a curated record. Gene Ontology annotation, cellular component: COP9 signalosome; cytoplasm. Gene Ontology annotation, molecular function: metallopeptidase activity; deNEDDylase activity; protein binding. The coding region runs from base 1 to 1113 and encodes 370 amino acids. Gene Ontology annotation, biological process: protein deneddylation. Lineage: Eukaryota; Fungi; Ascomycota; Eurotiomycetes; Chaetothyriales; Herpotrichiellaceae. The transcript has a single exon.